AUCCGCAUCGACACCCUCUCGGCUGAGGUCAGCCAGCUGCAGAAGCAGUUGGCGGCCAAGGAAGCGAAGCUGCACGAUUUGGAGGAUGUUCUGGCCAGGGAACGCGAGACCAACCGGCGCCUGCUCUCCGACAAGGAGCGGGAGAUGGCCGACAUGCGGGCGCGCAUGCAGCAGCAGCUGGAUGAGUACCAGGAGCUGCUGGACAUCAAGCUGCACCAUGCCCGGACCAGCGGCCGCGUCGGCGUGGAGGAGGUGGACUUGGAGGGGAAAUUCGUCCGUCUCAGGAACAAGUCCAACGAGGACCAGGCGAUGGGGAACUGGCAGAUCAAGCGGCAGAAUGGAGACGAUCCCCCCAUCACCUACCGCUUCCCACCAAAGUUCACCUUGAAGGCUGGCCAGGUGGUCACGAUCUGGGCUUCGGGGGCUGGGGCGACCCACAGCCCCCCCAGCAACGUGGUGUGGAAAGCCCAGAGCAGCUGGGGCUCCGGGGACAGCCUGCGCACCGCCCUCAUCAACUCCAACGGGGAGGAGGUGGCCAUGCGGAAGCUGGUCCGCACCGUGAUCAUCAACGAUGAAGAUGAGGAUGAGGAUGAUGAUGAGGUUAACAUCCACCACCGCCAUCACCAUGGUGCCUGCAGCAGCUCUGGGGACCCUGGCGAGUACAACCUCCGCUCCCGCACGGUGGUCUGCGGCACCUGCGGUCAGCCGGCCGAGAAGUCGGGUCCCCAGAGCGCCGGUGUCAACACCGUGUCCUCGGGCUCGUCCUCUUCCAGUGUGACCGUCACCCGCAGCUACCGCAGCAUUGGUGACUCUGGCAUCGGCCUCGGGGACAGCCUGGUGACCAGGUCCUUCCUCCUGGGGAGCUCCAGCCCCCGUAGGCAGGCUCAAGCUGUGCAAAACUGCAGCAUCAUGUAA
Molecule: messenger RNA, 915 nt
Organism: Pterocles gutturalis (yellow-throated sandgrouse)
Lineage: Eukaryota; Metazoa; Chordata; Aves; Pterocliformes; Pteroclidae
Product: lamin-A-like
Exons: 8
Source: RefSeq, a predicted model, not a curated record